Messenger RNA from Camellia sinensis, 2833 nucleotides. RefSeq names its product nuclear poly(A) polymerase 4. The record is from RefSeq and is a predicted model, not a curated record. Gene Ontology annotation, cellular component: nucleus. Gene Ontology annotation, molecular function: RNA binding; poly(A) RNA polymerase activity. NCBI's taxonomy places the organism in Eukaryota, Viridiplantae, Streptophyta, Magnoliopsida, Ericales, Theaceae. Gene Ontology annotation, biological process: RNA 3'-end processing.
CUUUUUGGAGAGAACGAGAGAGGAAAAGACAAAACAGCUCACAAGGCAAGACCUCCCUCAACCCAAAACUUUGACUGUAAUCCCAAACGCUGCCUUAACGCCAACCCCCGGAGACUCUCGAACCGCUCCAAUGAACCCGGCUCUACUCUCCCUCGAUCCCCCUCUUCUCCCCUCUCGCCGGAGCUUUUGAAUCUGGGUUUUUCUGGUACCAAGAUGGCGGCGCCGGAGAGUCUAGAUGGUUCGCCGCCGCCGCCUGUUACGGCGAAGGAGUAUUGGAAGAAGAAACCGAUAUCGCUUGCUCGUCCAUCGAAGGCGGAUUUCAUACGAAAUGCGGAAUUGAAGAAAUUUUUGAUUGAUUCGGGACUUUACGAGAGCAAUGAUGAUGCUGCGAGGAGAAAAGCAGUCCUUGGCCGCAUCGAUGAGGUUGUGAAAUGUUGGGUGAAGCAAUUAACCCGUCAGAGAGGUUACACAGAUCAAAGGGUAGAAGAUGCAAAUGCUGUCAUAUUUACUUUUGGGUCAUACCGGCUGGGGGUUCAUGGGCCUGGGGCUGACAUCGAUGCCUUGUGUGUUGGGCCAUCUUACGUAAAUAGAGAGGAAGAUUUCUUUAUUAUAUUGCAUGAUAUGCUGGCUAAAAUGGAAGAAGUUACUGAGCUUCAACCAGUUCCAGAUGCUCAUGUCCCAGUAAUGAAGUUUAAGUGUCAGGGAAUAUCAAUUGAUCUCCUUUAUGCAAGUAUAUCGCGAUCGAUUGUACCAGAAGACUUGGACAUCUCGGAUGGCUCUGUGCUUGACAAUAUUGAUGAGCAAACUGUUCGAAGUCUAAAUGGAUGCAGGGUUGCAGAUCAAAUUCUAAAACUUGUUCCAAAUGUCGAGCACUUUUGCAUGACACUCAGAUGCUUGAAGUUUUGGGCUAAAAGGCGCGGUGUUUAUUCAAAUGUUACUGGAUUUCUUGGUGGUGUAAAUUGGGCUCUUUUAGUUGCUCGGGUCUGCCAGCUUUAUCCCAAUGCAAUCCCCAGUAUGCUGGUCUCACGAUUCUUCAGAGUUUAUACACUGUGGCGUUGGCCAAACCCUGUGAUGCUAUGCCCAAUAGAAGAGGAUGAUAAGCUUGGCUUCCCUGUAUGGGAUCGUCGUAAAAAUCCUUGGGAUCGAGCCCAUCAUAUGCCAAUUAUAACCCCUGCAUACCCUUGCAUGAAUUCUAGCUACAAUGUUUCUAAAAGUACUCUGCGGGUUAUGACAGACCAAUUCCAUCAUGGCAACAGUAUCUGUGAGAAGAUUGAGCUGAACAAAGCCCAGUGGAGUGCUUUGUUUGAUCCUUAUCCGUUUUUCGAGGCAUACAAAAACUAUUUGCAGAUUGACAUAAUUGCGGCAGAUGCCGAUGAUUUGCUAGCUUGGAAAGGCUGGGUGGAAUCUCGGCUUAGGCAACUUACUCUGAAGAUAGAACGGGACACACGUGGCAUGUUGCAGUGCCAUCCUUAUCCAAAUGGACAUGUAGACACAUCCAAACUGUGCCCCCAUUGUGCAUUUUUCAUGGGCUUGCAGAGGAAACAGGGGGCGAAAGUUGAAGAAGGCCAGCAAUUUGAUAUACGUCGAACAGUUGAUGAGUUUAAGCAAUAUGUAAACGACUACCAGUUUUGGAAACCGGGGAUGAAUAUUUAUGUUUCUCAUGUUCGUAGGAAGCAAAUUCCCAGUUAUGUAUUUCCAGAUGGGUAUAAACGGUCUCGACUGUCGAGGCAUGCGAACCAGCAAUCUGAAAGAACUUCUGAAGAAGAUGCCGAAGGCUGCAGAUCUCACUCUGCCGAAAAGCAGCUCAAGAGGAAAAGAGAUUCUGAAAUGGUAAAUUCAAAGACAGAUAAACCAGAGAAACGGGCUUCUGUUAGCCCGCUGAGGCCAUGGUCUGUUUCUCCAGAAAGUUGUGCAAGUAGGUCUGGUGUAACAUCUCAAGCCAGCUGCUCUGGGGAGGUUAAAUUAGAGCCUUUGGUAGCUGGGGAUGCAGAUAGUAAUCCUGAAGUAAGGCCAUCGACUGUUGUGGAUUAUUCUGAGACUAGAUAUACUAAGAGAGUGCUGAAUCGAAAAGAAGGUGCUGAUGAUGAUAAUGGAGAGCUAGUGAAACCAUGUAAGCACUUUGCACGGGCAGAAAAUGAUAAAAGUACACCGGGAUCGAAUAUCUGCGUUCAGAACCUCAGUUGCGAGGGUAAUGUAUGCACAGCAGAUCUUGACUUGCAUUUGGAAAAUGGGUGCUUAAAUGGGAGCAGAUUAUUUGAAAACAGCUUGGCAGAAACAUUAGAGCCGACUAUUGCACUUGGAAUGACGGCGGAAUCCCAGAAUCGGGCUAGUUCUGAAUCAGUGCAGAAGCCAGUGAUGAGGUUGAGUCUGAAAUCAACAGCAUAAAAUUUGGGAGCCAAGUUGUUCUAUAAAUCAUUGGUAUGCAAGGAGAAGAGGGGAGGAAAGGAAUAUCCCCCUGCUGCAACUUGGGAAUGACUGCUUAAUGUGGCCGGUUAGUGUGUGCCUCCCGUGUUCUGUCUUCUGUGCUGUUGAAGCUGUACUUGUAUCACUACAAAUCAACAGGGGGAAAAAAAGGAAAAAAGAAAAGAACAAAGAAAAAAAAAUGCUUUGAGCAGUGGAAGUUACUUUUGAUACAGAACUUGGGGCUUGGCAGCCUGUUAUUUGAUCAGCUUUGCUACUUUCUUUGUUUGGUGUUGAAAAUGUUAUGCCUUUCUGUUUAGACGGUAUGGAACAGCUUUAAUAAGGGUUAGUUUUGUGAAUUUCGGUCAUGUUUGAUUCACAAGAUUAAUAGGGAAGUAUUAAUAAUUUUAUUAAAUUAGUGUGGUAUUCACUA